GUCGUCCCUUGUCACUAUAGGUCACUGCAGGGUCAAGCACGCUGCAAGCACACUCUCCCUGACCUCCCGUACGACUAUGGCGCACUCGCGCCCUACAUCUCUGCCGAAAUCAUGCAGCUGCACCACAGCAAGCAUCACCAGACGUACGUGAACAACCUGAAUGCCGCAGAGGAGCAGCUCGGUGAAGCCCUUCAGCAAGGCAACGUGACAAAGGUCGUGGCUCUGCAGCAGGCUAUCAAGUUCAACGGCGGUGGGCACAUCAAUCACAGCAUCUUCUGGAAGAACCUCUCCUCCGAGGGAGGCGGUCAACCAAGUGCCGACCUGAUGGAUCAGAUCCACAUCGACUUUGGAACGUUUGAGAACAUGCAGAACCAGAUGACAGCAGCAACGGUGGCGGUGCAGGGCUCUGGCUGGGGUUGGCUCGGUUACAGCAAGCAAAAUGGAGGCCUGCGUGUCCUGGCCUGUGCCAAUCAGGAUCCACUAGAGGGCACCACAGGGUUUGUGCCGCUCCUGGGCAUCGAUGUCUGGGAACACGCGUACUAUCUGCAAUAUAAGAACGUUCGUCCAGAUUACGUGAAGGCUAUCUGGAAUGUCGUGAACUGGAAGGAUGUCCAGGAGAGAUUUGUCACAGCCAGACAGAGUUAAGAGGGAUAAUAAUGAAACGAAGAUAAGCAGAGUCGCACGUGACGCGGACGACUGAACGUGUGUUUCCAGUACUGCUUCGCUCCACACACGGUCUUCGAUGCGAAAACCCUGACAAAAGUCACAUCGCUAGCUCUGGCUCUUGGAUAGAAUUCACUGAAGAUUAAUCAAAUGCCUUUAGAUAGAGUGUACUGACCAAACAUGGUAUCCCUUUACAAUGUUGGCAUUUAGCUGUUUGCCCAAAGGUUUACAUGCACUGACCACUGUGGAAAAACUCCUUACAAUGUAAGCUAAUAUGUGCAAAAUCAUGUACAGUCAUCAUGAAGUUACAUAUAGGUGAUAGUAAUUGUGAUAAACGGUCACGCCACACCACGUGGACACAGGGGAUUGCUAGUGUAAAUGCUACCGGUGAUGCAACCAAACUUUUCCAACAAAAAUUAUGUGUUCUGUUAUGGUUAGCUUCAAGAUGUACAUAGCAAUUAGGUUUUACGUGGUAAUAAAAUAGGGUUUUCAUAGAAAUUGCCACUACAAUCUUGGUAGUUAUUAUGCGUAAACUGUUUUGAAGAUUGCUGUCGAAUAUGGAAAUAUGGAAUUGUGUUAAAUACCAGUUUGUAAUGAGUAGAAAUUAGUUGAGAAAUGUAUUUUCGUUUUAUUUCUGAAACGAUUCACAAUUGCAAUUGAUUUUUGAAAAUAAAACAAUAAUCCAUUCAUGACGUAUUUAACUCAGCUAUUCUACCAUACAGUUUUUCAACAUGAAUAAAAUCUCAUGC
Priapulus caudatus is the source of this 1412-nucleotide messenger RNA. Its product is annotated as superoxide dismutase [Mn], mitochondrial-like. Gene Ontology annotation, molecular function: superoxide dismutase activity; metal ion binding. NCBI's taxonomy places the organism in Eukaryota, Metazoa, Priapulida, Priapulimorpha, Priapulimorphida, Priapulidae. The transcript is spliced from 4 exons. Gene Ontology annotation, cellular component: mitochondrion. The record is from RefSeq and is a predicted model, not a curated record. The coding region runs from base 112 to 645 and encodes 177 amino acids. Gene Ontology annotation, biological process: superoxide metabolic process.